This is a messenger RNA of Talaromyces proteolyticus, 741 nucleotides long. Its product is annotated as putative cutinase. Gene Ontology annotation, cellular component: extracellular region. The transcript has 3 exons. Gene Ontology annotation, biological process: carbohydrate catabolic process. The coding region runs from base 1 to 741 and encodes 246 amino acids. The record is from RefSeq and is a predicted model, not a curated record. Gene Ontology annotation, molecular function: cutinase activity. Lineage: Eukaryota; Fungi; Ascomycota; Eurotiomycetes; Eurotiales; Trichocomaceae.
AUGUAUAUCUCUUCAUGUUUGACCUUCCUGUCCCUCUCCAUCCUCAGUCUCUCCGUCCCCCUCGCUCUCCGCAACACCCCUCUUAACACAUUCCUAACCCUCCUUCUCGACCACCUCCCCGACAUCAACGAGGGCAUCAACGAUGCAAGCAGCGUGAUAACCGCCCUAGAUAGCCUUCUCGCCGGCCUAAUCCAUGCCAAAACUACCGAGAACGAACUUGGCUCCGGUUCAUGCGCCGAAUACACCCUCAUCUUUGCGCGCGGGACGUCUGAACCGGGGAAUAUGGGUGUUCUGGUGGGACCGCCGCUUGUCUGGGCGUUGCAGGAUAUCGUCGGUACAAGUGGAUUGACAAUCCAGGGUGUUAAUGAUUAUUCGGCCUCUGUGGCUGGAUAUCUCGCGGGUGGUGAUGCGGAUGGAAGUUCUAAUAUGGCCUCUCUAAUCUCGCAAGCAUACUCAUCUUGCCCGUCGACUAAGCUCAUUGCUGCGGGAUAUUCUCAAGGCUGCCAAGUCACGCACAACGCCAUCUCGCAACUCGACUCUACUACCGCUUCUUGGAUUAGCAAGGUUCUGCUCUUCGGUGAUCCAGACAACGGUACGGCAAUCCCGAACGUGGACUCAUCCAAAGUGCACACCGUCUGUCAUACCGGCGAUAACAUAUGUGUGAACGGUGAUUUUAUUCUAGUGCCGCAUUUGACAUAUGCCGAAGAUGUAGCUACGGCGGCGUCGUUUGCAACUUCUUAG